This is a messenger RNA of Orbilia oligospora ATCC 24927, 408 nucleotides long. RefSeq lists its product as uncharacterized. Bases 1 to 408 code for a protein of 135 amino acids. Lineage: Eukaryota; Fungi; Ascomycota; Orbiliomycetes; Orbiliales; Orbiliaceae. The transcript has a single exon. The record is from RefSeq and is a predicted model, not a curated record.
AUGGGCGAGUCGAACGGGUAUCAGAAGGACUGGAUUCGGUGCUAUUGGUGUCUUCGCCAAAACAAUGGGAGGGAUACGGAAGAUAACAGGUACAACCAGGAGGAUGUGAAUAUGUACCUAUCAGAGAGUUGGAUCGUGAUACACAAUCUUGUGCAUCAUCCAGAGCUUGUCCGGAAAAGGCCAAAAAAUCCGGUUCACGAUCAUUGUACGGUUUUCUCAGGAAAUUCCAAUGUCUAUAUUCUUCACCGGGAUGGUACUCGAAGUAUAUCUUACGACUCCGAACAAAUGCGAAAGUUUCGUGAAGAGCGUCCUAUUUUUGAGGAAGAGGAGCUUGAGGAUGUGCCUGAGGAAAUAAUACAAUCUAGGGAGGAUCGGAUUUCGACUUCCCGCUACUUCCACUGGGUUUGA